Grammomys surdaster is the source of this 523-nucleotide messenger RNA. It is a transcript of the gene Mmp7, whose product is annotated as matrix metallopeptidase 7. Gene Ontology annotation, molecular function: metalloendopeptidase activity; zinc ion binding. NCBI's taxonomy places the organism in Eukaryota, Metazoa, Chordata, Mammalia, Rodentia, Muridae. The record is from RefSeq and is a predicted model, not a curated record. Gene Ontology annotation, biological process: extracellular matrix organization; collagen catabolic process; proteolysis. The annotation marks the transcript as partial. The transcript has 3 exons. Gene Ontology annotation, cellular component: extracellular matrix.
CAAAGUGGCUCUGAGAACAAUUGCCUGUUGAUGGCAACUAUGCGGCUCACCCUGUUCUGCACUGUGUGUCUGCUGCCAGGCUGCCUGGCCCUGCCACUGUCCCAGGAAGCUGGAGAUGUGAGCGCACAUCAGUGGGAACAGGCUCAGAAUUAUCUUAGGAAAUUUUACCUUCAUGACUCUAAAACAAAGAAGGCCACCAGUCUAGUGGACAAACUCAAGGAAAUGCAGAAGUUCUUUGGCCUGCCCAUGACUGGAAAGCUAUCCCCCCGCAUCAUGGAAAUAAUGCAGAAACCUAGGUGUGGAGUGCCAGACGUUGCAGAAUACUCACUAAUGCCAAACAGCCCAAAAUGGCAUUCCAGAAUCGUCACCUACAGAAUCGUAUCCUAUACUUCAGACUUACCGCGAUUUUUAGUGGAUCAAAUCGUGAAAAAAGCUCUCAGAAUGUGGAGUAUGCAGAUCCCACUGAACUUCAAGAGGGUUAGUUGGGGGACUGCGGACAUCGUAAUUGGCUUCGCAAGAGGAG